ACUGCAGCAGAAGUAACAACCUAUUUUUGCUCCCCAAGUCUUCAACAACAGCAACACUUUCCUCCCCAACCGGCUGGUGGCAACAGCGUCCGCGAAGCGUUCAAUCGCGAGCUGGAGAAGAAGUGCGAGCCUCCUGCAGGUGUUUGGAGGAAGUAGCUAUGUACGGAAUAUUGCAAAAGAAAUAGCGAUUAUCCUUAUAUUAAUACAAUACAGAACAAGAAGACACUCCCACGAGGUCGGAAUUUGUUGUCCGGGUUCUCGUGUUAGCCCCAAUAGGAGGCGCCCGCCAUCGCCAUGGGAACGACGACGAGCGAGCCGUGCAUCUACGACAAGCUUUCAGAGAGCAUCGACAUCCUGCGCCAGUCGGGUUAUCGCUACGGCAUGUCGGAGCGGGAGAUCGAGCGCUUCAUCAAGCGCAUGCUGGAGACAAACGAGCCCCGACGAGAGCCCCCGCAGUUCCCCCUCCUCGGGGCCACCGUCAAACUGGUGGUGGCGGCGGGCCUCCUGCUGCUGGUGGCGCUGGCGUUCACGUACCCGCACAGCGCCCCGCACCCGGGCGCCGCCCGCCUGGGGUCCCGCAACUGGUCGUCGCCGCUCACCCACGUGCGGCUGCUGGCGUUGCCCAUCGCCAAGAAGUACAACCUGCAAGGCUUCCACGAGUGGUGGAGUUUGAGUUCGCCGAGACAGAACCCGGUCAACUGCUCGGGCUGCGCCGACAUCUCCUCGGUGCUGGAGGUGCCCGAGAGCCUCCGCGGUACCGUCACGCUGCGUCGCGGGCCUCAGCUCGUCCUCUUAAAGGGCGGCGAGUCGCUCAGCCUCGAGCGGCGUCAGCUGGAGGAGCUCUACUCGGCCCACUCGGCGUCCGUGUCGGUUCUGCUCGAAGACGACAAUGACGAAGGCGGCGGCACGCACAACCUCGCCGGCGGCCUCCCGCAAGGGCCCGCCAACUUCACCCUGCUGUGGAGGUUCAACUCAGCCACCAGAGAGAAAGUGUUACGGUGGCUGUUCCCCAAGGCGGAGCUCUGCCCCCUGCUGGACGGCGCCGGCACUGUCUUGCAACGCUGCCUGGUCACACACAACACGGAAGCCCACAACAAGGGCGUGGCGGUCCUGGGCUGGCUGGUGGUGGGCGAGGGGCUCCCCACGGUGCGAGUUGCGCCCGUUCAACGAUGCCACAAGCACUGCAGCUCCUUCAAGCUGUUACUCAACCCCGGAGACAUGGUGUACGCCGACCCCCGCUACUGGCAGAUGGCGCUCUUCCCCGGCCGCGGACAGAACAUCGCGUGCGACGGCUCCGCGUUUUAGUCAACGCCAACGUCCCGACGCCCCCGUCGAGGCGGCGCUCGUCCGUCCGUCUGCUGCGGUCCCGCGCACUGAAGAUGCCUUAUGACCCCCCUAGAGAUAAAGAACUGGAACGUGGCGAGAAAAGGCACGGCGUGCUACGUGUGCCAAAAAAAAAAAAAAAAAAAAUGCAACAACGCCAAGAUGAACAAUUAUGUGUAGCAAAAAGGUCCAGGAAUGACGCCGCGUCACUUUUCGUCUCACCUUCCAGGACCUGCUUACUUCUUUUGAAUUUUGCACAAGACUGAAAAGCUGCUUCUCUUCUUUCUUAUUUAUUGGUAUUAUUGGAUGUAUGACUCAGAAUGCUGUUUUAUGUUCAGAUGUUGCGAGACUUAGCAACAACUCGUGGGACCAAAAAACAUGAAUGCAGGAGGAAUUAAAAAAAAUAUAUGUAUGGAUCAGCAUUCUUAAAAAAAAAAAAAAAAAAAGUAUAAUUGACAGAAUAUAUAAUUUUUCAUUAAUUUAAUUUCAUGUAUGAAAACCUCAUCAGGACUAGUUUCAGGAAGUAGCUGGGUGAUGUAUGAUUGUUUAAUUUUAUUUACAUGUAAAUGAAUUUAUUCCUAAUUGAUAGGUCUAUAUAUACAAUAACUUUAAUAUUUUCUUCCACUCAUUUAAAUACAUCUACAUUAUUUUUGUUUUAAUGAGUACCUGAACGGUUGAUCGGCUGGCCGAUUAAAGUGGAAAAUGUUAGCGCUUUUAUAAUUGGCAAAAAAGAAAAAUUCUUAAAAAUUACAACCCGAAAAAAAAAAUUCUGCACUUUUUCCUGGUAUAAGUUUAAAUAAGGACAAAGUAUUGUAAAACAAAAUGUUAUACCUGUAAUUCAUGUCUUUGUUGUAAGGGACAAAAAUGUGUUGUUUCUCAAAUGAGUGGCAAUCAGUUCAUAUAUCAAAAAUCAUAUUUUGGCAAAUCUUGUAAUCAGCAU
Messenger RNA from Syngnathoides biaculeatus (alligator pipefish), 2263 nucleotides. It is a transcript of the gene c10h6orf89, whose product is annotated as chromosome 10 C6orf89 homolog. Gene Ontology annotation, cellular component: nucleolus; Golgi membrane. Lineage: Eukaryota; Metazoa; Chordata; Actinopteri; Syngnathiformes; Syngnathidae. The record is from RefSeq and is a predicted model, not a curated record. The transcript is spliced from 8 exons. Bases 295 to 1305 code for a protein of 336 amino acids.